GUGUGGUUCGCGACAAUGGCCGAAAGCUAUGAGAAAGCUUUUGACAUGUAUGUCGGGGUGAACGAUCCCCAGAAGCUCAACUCAUUCUGGACUGCCCAAAUACAGGGGUCGCCAUAUCUAGGAGGCAGACCUGAGCUCCUGCAACAGAUCCAGCAGGGAGCUCGUCCGCUGCCUAUGGCAUUGCAUGGCGACGGUGUGUCUGUCACCGGCUUAGGGAAGACCUGGCAGAAAGGAAUCGAUGCCUACUCCAUCUCCUCAAUUCUCACUUUCGGGGACACUGGCCACUAUAAUCAGGUGCUGGCCAUGGUUCCGGGAGAAUUCAAGGAGCAUGGACCCGUGCCUCAGCUGCAGAGGGCUGGUCUCUACUGCCGUGAUUGGUCUUUCAGGCUUUGGCGACCGGACGCUGGCCUCGCAGCGACUACAUGGGCCGUCGCUAUCCGAGAGGCUCUGGGGGAGCCGAUCGGGCUGGCAAGAGAUUGGCUCCCAGCUUUCACAGCAGCUCGCCGUGUGCUCACUGCAAUGCAGAUCGGGUUAUGUCCGGAUUGGAUGCACAGCAAGCACCUGGGCACCGAUGCUUACAUCGUGGCUUCGGUGCUGGCCAUAAUUGUCUUCCGGAAGAUGCCUGGGGCCGACAGAGAGGCCAAGUGCAGACAGCUCUUGGGGCAACUGAAGAGCCACGCCCCAAAACAGAUCUUCAACAAGCUGAAGUGGCCUGGGCCUCGGGUGCCUGAAGAGCUUCCUGCCGAGGAGCCAGAAGCUGCUCCGACCACGCCGGCUGCGACCCAGGAGGAGGCCGAGGACACCCAGCAGAAGGCCACUGGUGCCGAGGGCGACACUACCACGGCCAGCGAGCCACCGAAAAGGAAGCUCACUGCUUGCGACCUUGUGAAGUUUGCCGACGACUUGGAGCCGAAGGAGCAGGCCCAGCACAGCGACGAGGCCGAGGACAACGAGGAGGGCCGAGACCGUUGCAAGAGCCGGUGGUUGCAGAAGAGGAAGAAGGCUGGCCAAGUGCCGGAGGAACUCCUCAGCUACCUCGAGAAGUGCGGUCGCCAGGACACGACGGAGGCCGUGAACCGCCUGGUGAAGCGAGGCAAAGGAGGGCGGUUCGAGCUGUGCUUGGAGAACAACUGGUGGAAGGAAACCCACAAAAAGUUCGAAAACGUCAAAGGCAAAGACAAGGCCCUCGGCUACACCCUGACCAGAGCCAGGGUUGCUUGUGGUGGCCAGGAAGGGCUGGACCAAGCCCUGCAGACCGGGGAAGUGAGGCAGGUCACGGAGGACGGCACCACUUACUACGUCUUCAAGGAGAUCCAAGUGACCCACGAGAAGGGGGCAAGCAGUGAGACUGCUUGCGGAGGUUCUACAGACGUGGACCAAAAAGUCCACACGAAGUUCAAGGACUUCGUGCAGGGCUACGACUUGAGCCUCCUGCCGCCGAACCUUGUCCUGCCCAGCGACCCAGCUGGAGGCAGCCUUGCCCCGGCGACUUCUUUCAGCGAGCAGGACAGAAGCAAGCUGGAACAGUCCCUGGCACUGCUCCAGACGAAUCGCCAGGCUGGCGAGAAGAUCUUUCUCGCCAUCACCAGCACGACGGCCACAGCCGUGACCAGCAAGGGCCUCCUGCAAAAAAACCUCCAAGCGGUCUUGGCCAAGAUCUCGGAGCUUCACGAAGCCGCCGGGGCAGUCUCGGAGCUCCAGGAGAGCAUGUCCAUGUGCCGUGGUCUGGUGUCGUCUAUGUUCGUGGCCAACUGGCAGCAGCCAUUCUUGGCAUUCCCUGCCAUGAAGGCCAAGGCCGCCGAGAUUAAACACUGCCUGAGGCCAUUGCUUGAGGUGUGGAGGUUGCACUACAUGUCUCCACGCUCACAAGAGGAUGCUGAAGUGCUGCUUCUCUUGCAGCGAGCAGUGGAAAUGGACGAGCUGCUAGAUCAGGAUGCCAGCCGAGCCGUGCUCCUUUACCAAGAUUGCCUCCGGCUUUGUGUCCUUGGUUUCGAGUACUUCAGCUUGAUGGGUCGUCUCAUGAAGCGGUUUUUGUUGCAGGGAGACAUGGCCUUCAAUGUGACCUUUAAGGCUCACUGGCCGUGCCACGGACUCUUGGAAAGUCACUUCUUAAGUCCAAGGGUCGGUGCCUGCUAUGGGCAAGAAGACCUAAUGCAAAUCGUUCGCCGAAUGGUGAGUGUCUGCACCCGGUCGAGGAACCCUGUAGCCACCGUACAGAAGGCCAUGCAAAAGUAUGUCAUGGCAUUGCAUGUCGACUACAGCCGGAUGUGA
Messenger RNA from Symbiodinium necroappetens, 2271 nucleotides. Lineage: Eukaryota; Dinophyceae; Suessiales; Symbiodiniaceae. The record is from the annotation of a GenBank genome assembly.